AUGAAAGAUCUUAUGGUGAUCUGGAACACCUUGUCGCGUCGUCAAAUAUAUUCGUCAGUGAAUAUCAACCCUAAUAUUGAGAAACAAGUCGAACAAGAAGAGACAAGGACUUUGGCGAACCUUCAAAGAAAGUCCUCGGUGGUGGUGAACAAAUUCUUCAACGCCGCUUUACCAGUGCGUUCCGACAGCAGACAAAAAUGGUCGAAAAAUAUCUUCAUGUUGAUGACUCUCGGUCUACUUGGUCUCGCAAGCGGUUGCAUCAUAUUGCUGUGUGAUCCUUACGAAUUACUCUUCAAAUGGAAAGCAACCUUUGGCGAGGGCGGAGAAUCUUUCGAGUUUUGGCAAAAACCUGAAGUCGAUCUCUAUGUCAAGAUCUAUUUGUUUAACGUGACAAAUCACGACGAAUUCCAGAACGGUGAAGCAAGCAAGUUACGAUUUCAAGAAGUUGGGCCCUACGUGUAUAAAGAAACAUUUGAGCAUGCGAAUGUAGUUUUCAAUGACAAUGGUACGUUAUCGACGAUACCAGUGCAUCCACUGAAGUAUGUUCCGGAAAUGAGUAUCGGCACGGAAGAGGAUCUCGUAAUAAUGCCGAAUAUUGCGCUGUUUAGCAUCACGAACGUCAUGAAAGAUGCUUCAUACUUAUCCAGGUGGGGCCUUAACAUGCUGAUCCGUCGGACAAACACUAAGCCCAUUGUUCCAAUGACCGCACAUGAAUUCAUGUUUGGUUACCAAUCGACUCUCGUCACUCUUGGAAAUCAUUUAAUGCCCUCCUGGAUUAAGUUUGAUAAGUUGGGAUUAAUCGAUAGGAUGUAUGACUUUGACGGCGAUUUUGAGACGAUUUACACGGGAGAGACAGAUAUCCGAACGACAGGCUUGAUCGAUAAAUAUAAUGGAGACACGAACUUACCGCAAUGGACUGGUAAAUGCGCGAAUGUGCAAGGCGCGAGCGACGGUGUUAAAUUUCCGAGCUACAUCGAACCUAACGACACACUCCUCUUCUUUCGCAAGAGUCUCUGCCGAAGUGAACGCUUGGUACGAGUUGGAGAAAAGGUGUUACAAGGUUUAGACACAUAUCAAUACACGUUUAUGGAGAACGAAUUAGAUAACGGAGCAGUGAAUCCAGAAAAUAAAUGCUUCUGUCGCAAAGGAUUCUGUCUAAAGCCUGGUUUAAUCGAUGUAACAGAUUGUUAUUACGGAUUUCCAAUCGCCUUGUCGUAUCCGCAUUUUUAUAAGAGCGAUCCAUCUUUACUAGAAGCCGUCGAAGGAUUAGAACCCAAAAAGGAACUACAUGAAUCUUAUUUCUACAUUCAACCAAAGUCUGGGAUACCCAUGAAUUUGGCAUCCCGAUUUCAAAUUAACAUGGUACUACAGAAUAUCGGACACAUGGCUAUGGUGGAAAAAUUCCCCCAUAUGACAAUUCCAUUACUGUGGUUUGAAAUUGGAAUGUACAAACUACCGUUAGACAUGAACAUCCGUUUUUGGUUUUACCUGAACUUCUUGCCGAUCAUGACGGAAGUAUCGAUGUAUUUGUUGUUUCUUUCUGGAGCGGUGUUGCUUGUCUGGUGCAUUAUGAGGAUACUGUCUCAUCAUACGAAAAAAUCAUCAUCGGAAUGGCUGGAACUGGAAAGAAAGCGACGAAAGGUACAGACGGAUAAGCAAAUUGAUCCGAAGGUGAAAGACAUAGACGUGUACAGCACGCUUUUGACUCCCGGCGAUCCGAAUCUGACGAUGGUGUAA
Molecule: messenger RNA, 1737 nt
Organism: Cyphomyrmex costatus
Lineage: Eukaryota; Metazoa; Arthropoda; Insecta; Hymenoptera; Formicidae
Product: scavenger receptor class B member 1
Exons: 8
Coding region: 1-1737 (578 amino acids)
Cellular component (GO): cytoplasm; membrane
Molecular function (GO): scavenger receptor activity
Source: RefSeq, a predicted model, not a curated record